Molecule: messenger RNA, 1142 nt
Organism: Ruditapes philippinarum (Manila clam)
Lineage: Eukaryota; Metazoa; Mollusca; Bivalvia; Venerida; Veneridae
Exons: 2
Coding region: 344-958 (204 amino acids)
Source: RefSeq, a predicted model, not a curated record
UGUUUAUUUUCAAUUUGCAAUUAUUUCAGAAUCAGGGUUAUCAGUUAUUAUCAUAUAAGUAUAGAUAGCGGAGAGUAUAGAUAAAAGGAGAAUACCGACUGACUGUGAUAAGUCUGGCCACAUUCUUAACAUGCCUGGGGUCCACUCCAUGUGAAGAUGGCGAGCCAUUGUGACCCCUUAUAUACCCCCAGCAGCUUCCAACUUGGAUAUAAAGACGAUGCAUUCGCGGGUUAAUCAUUACCAUUUUCAUAUUCAUACACUCAAAAGCUGAGCAAAACAAUAUUUCUUAAAAUUAUUUUGUGUUCGGAAGUAAGGCAAAAGAAGAAAUUAAGCAAGUUUUGACAUGAAGCUUGUGGCGAUAUUUAUAUUCUUCCUUGAGUUAUCGUUUUCACUAUGUAGAAUAAUUAACUCUCAGUAUGACAAAGUACACCCUGAGCAGAAUCUGAAAGGGGACGCACAUAUGUUUGGUCUAUUUGGAAAAAAUAGUGCUAGUGAAAUUUUUGAAACUAUUUCUGACAACAAUAUCGCUACGAAAAUGAUAGAAAGUAACCAACAAUUUCCGAUAUCAAAGGAGGAAAACGAUAUUGUUGCUAAUAGAGAGAAACGUUCAGUUCAUGUCGUCGGUAGUGAGGACAAUUUUGCCGUGGACACGGAAAUGAAUAAUGAAAUAACGUCUUAUCUUCAAACGGAAAAUGAAGUAGAACAAUCUAUGGAGAGACACAUGACUUCCUUUUAUGUUGACAUGAUAAAUCUGUUCCAGUAUGAAUUAUUAGAGAUUGCAGAUAGAGAAUCUAAGACUCGCCAACAUUUGAGACAACAAAGAAAGUCACCAAGUUUAAGACCUAAAAGGAGUUUACGAUCACUUUUAAAAGACGCUCAUAUAAAGAACAUUCUUAUGAAAUAUUUUCAACAAAAACAAAGUCAAGAACAUGGUAAUCCUUUGUUACGAUACGGAUAAAUUUCAUGAUUCUAAUUCAAACAUUUGGAGGAAAAACUGAUCAAUUAUUUUGUUAACCAUAUUACUGUGAUUGACAUAUCAUCUGUCAUCUAGUUUACAUGUCAUAAUUCAAGAAUCUCAAUUUAUUUGAUGAAUACCCUUUAAAAUUUAAUAUUAAAAGAUAACAUUUCAAAUCUUUUUUUUU